UUCCAAAUCAUGUCAAGCAGAGCUCUUCAAAAUGGCUGAAAGCUCACAGUCAAGGCUACUGGACAGCGUCAGAUUAUGGCUAAGAACCGGAUUACCACUGCUAAUCCAAUUACGCAUCCUGUGUUGGAAUCGUCUGUCAAACUGGACUGAUCCUGAGGUUAACCUUUUGAGGUGUGGGAAUCGCCACGAAAUCAAAUGAAAAUUAAGCUUUUACAUAUUUGUGCGUAUUUGAUUUAAUCUCACAUUAGCCCUAGAAUAAAAGAAAUUGCCAAUCUCCGGUUAGUAACAUAAAGUAGAGUAGUGAAGCAACCGGAAAUGGAAAAAAAACACAAUUGAUGACGACUUGACUCCACCUCACGAUGCCAUUUAGCAACAGAUGAGCAGCGUUUCAUGUGCAUUCGGAGCAGCCGGAGCUCAGCGCUUCCAUCGCCGGGGUGUCCUACAGGAAAGCUCCCCGCUGUCCGUGAGGGUGUCCGGGCUGCAGUUGGUCCCCCUGCGCCGUGGCUGACGGCAGCUGUGCGCGUUAGCGGCGUCCUCGUCCACACCGCGUGUUGUCGCUGGCCGCGGAGACUUUCUGGAAACGGCGGGUUCGCUAUGGAUGCGCUCUGGAUGGUACCGCUGCUGCUGCUGCCGCUCCUGAUGUGGGGCAGCAGCGCGUUUGUGUUUUAUUUCAAGAAGUUCUUCUACGUCGCCUGGAUGAUGGUGCUGGCCCUGGUUUCCAUACCGCUGUGCAUACUGAAAAGCGGCGGCAGGGAUGUCGAGAACAUGAGGAUUAUUCGCUUCAUGGUUCGUCAUGUGAAGUAUUUUCUGGGCCUCCGAUUCGAGGUGAGCGGGUGGGAGCAUCUGCAGACGGAGGGGCCCUAUGUCAUCAUCUCCAACCACCAGAGCUCCCUGGAUGUUUUAGGCCUAAUGGAGAUCUUGCCAGACCGCUGCACCAUGAUUGCCAAAAAGGAGCUGAUCUACGCUGGCACCGUGGGCCUCAUCUGCUGGCUGGGAGGCAUCGUCUUCAUCAACCGCAAGAAAACCAGCGACGCCAAGAGCGUCAUGGCCGACGCUGCCAAGACCAUGUUGGACGAACAGAUUCGUCUUUGGGUGUUCCCGGAAGGAACGCGGAACCAGAAAGGUGACCUGCUGCCCUUCAAAAAAGGCGCCUUCCACCUGGCGGUGCAGGCACAAGUGCCCAUCAUUCCUGUUGUUUUCUCCUCCUACAGCAAUUUCUACCUACGGAAAGAAAAGCAGUUUAAAUCAGGAACCAUCAGAUUAAAGAUACUUCCAAAGAUUGAGACAAAGGGGAUGACAUGCAACGACGUGUCCUCCCUCUCUGAAAAAUCCUUCAACCUGAUGCGCUCGGUCUUCCUGGACAUGUCUGACUCUGUAACCCAGAGCAACGGGCCCAUGAGGCACUGAACAUUUCCCAUACUCGCCUCCCUCUUUCUCCUACAGUAUGUCCCAUCUGAGACCCAUUCGUCCCCUAGACCUCCCCGCCGCCCACAGGUUGUCCUAUUACGGCCAGGAAACAUGACAUCGGUCUCUUGUCAUGACGUCUCUUCUUCGUCUAUUUGACACCUGGUCCAGUCCACCUUUGGCCUGACCAUAUACAGCACAGUUAGUCCUGACCCUCACUGUGUCUGCAGCAGCGGAGCUGCUCUGCACGCCGUGAGCGGAGUGACGGACGGCGAACCGAACAGUACGGAUGUGUUUGGUUGCUCAUGCAUGCCUUUUGGAUGGCUCUGUCCGCCUUCAUCCUUGCUUUGUUUCUGGCUACGGAAGCCUGGCUUUGUCUUUAUCGGCAUUUUGUACUUUGGUUUGGCUUUCUUCCUCCUUCUGCUUUCUGUUUCACAGAUGAACCUUGGCAUUUUCACUAUUCUGAUCAUAAAUGUCAGAUAUUUAUAUAAAUCUUUCAUGCUGCCUUAGUUCUAGUUAUCUUUGGAUGAUCAUGCACAGACGCACAGACAUUCAAAGUACCCGAUCUCCUUCCUGCUUCUCUUUUCAGCGUAUGUGCCCCCCCCCCCCCCCCCCCCAUUUGCAUUCCACUCUUGCCUAAUAACAAAUGGAGCAGGGUUUCCAAGCAAUGGUGUGUGUGGAGGUUAGAAGUUGAUAUGGGUCGACCAUGGAGUUCUUUACUGCUGUUGCUGUGAGUUCGACUCCAUGUUGGCUUUUCAACUCCAUGACCAAUAGCUUCAUGACAAACCUUAUGAUGUCAGAAAGCAAGGAAUUUAAGGUUAGGAGAUACAGUGUGUAACAGCACCCACCUGUACUGAAUUAAUGGACUUAAAUGGACUAAUCAGUUUUCAGUGUUGUCUGUGUAUCAUUGUGCAUUUUAUUUUAUUAUAGUCUUUUUUUCCCCAAAAAUAUUAGAAACACCCCACAUGCAGCUUUAUGCAGCCAAAUGUUAUUUGGCUCUAUUUAUUUUUUACAUUUAGAUGCUUUUUUUUUUUUUUUUUUCCCUUGAAGAACCCACACGUGAACCAAUUGAAAAUGUGUCAAAAGAAAGAAGUGCAAUGUUCAGUUUUGCAGUUUUUCGAAUGACUGUUCCAAAGUGCGAGCUACCUGAUGUGCCAUGACAAAGUGUUUUUCCUGAUCCCUGCAGUCGUCCUCCGACUGAAUGCCCUGCUGUAAUGUUCUUUUACUAACACUGCAAGGUUGUGGUGAUCUCUAAUGUUGGGGCGAGACCUUGGCGAGCGUGUGUGCGCUUGCGGAUGGGUUUUACUUCUGUACUAAUUACUUGCAGUCCUCAUAUUCUGAAGUCUCCAUCUCACAGCGUCCUUAUUUACAUGCAUUUCAUUAACUCCUAAUGUGAAUGGUUACCCCCCCUACAUUUUUUUUUUUUUUUUUUGUAUUAGUGACUGAAGUUGAAUAAUAGCAUCGUAGUCGUGGUGUUCUGAUUCACUAAUUACUUAAGGUCAUAGGAAAGUAUUAGAUUUUUUUUUAAAAGGUUAUGGAAAUUUCAGCUUUACUUUUGAUUGGUUGUUAGUUUGCAUAUAUUUUUGUAACCUGUACUCGCAAUGACUUCUCAUCAGUUAGGACUGACCGACAUUUCCUUUUAGUUUACAUCCAGGUUUUAAAUUUCACCUCCGCUUACUGCCUUUUUGUUUUGCUGCUUUUGUCCAUCAAACACGAUCUGUGAAUGUAUGUUUUGCAUUCAGGAUAUUUGUGCAAAUGCGUCUUUUUUUUCAUUGUUCUGAAUUAUUGCCUCAAAUUUAGGGAAAUGUAUUUAUUUGAGCAUUAAAUGUCAAUUUAAGACUGGCUUAACUUGCGCACAGACCUUCUGAAAUCAUUUGUGAAUGGAUGCAUCGGUAUCCUGGUACUGAGCCUGUACACUUCUGUUCAUGAAGUGCAGCGGUGGUUAGUGAUGACCUGCUGGACAAAUUUAAGAGUUUAAUUUGUUUGAAAUAUACACCCCCACUUAGAACGGAUGGUUUUCAAAAUUUAAUAUAUUUAUUGAGCCUUUUUGUACCUGAGGAUUUUACCUUUUCAGCAAGUGGUCUGAAUGUUAAAGUACUUUAGUACUGGUUGCUUCCAAAAUGACUGAAACUAAACCAUACAGAUUUGAAAUGAGUGUUUUUUCAGUUAUUCCCUGUUAAUUUGAUGCUUCUUCUGUAACAUAUGGCUUGUGCACGUUGUGCCAAGAACAGGCUUUACAAAAGUCCUGCUGUUUGAUUUCUUUUUUUUAGGACCGUUGUUUAUGAGCCAAUAUACAAGAUCUUGGAAAAGAUCCAAAGUAUUGAACCUUCAAAAAGCACUUUUCCUGCUGCGCUUAGGUGGAAAAAUAAAAACCCUUCACAGGUUUGUCUCAGCUUUUACACCAAAGCUAUUAAAAUGUAAUUGGUGGUAGCUUUAGAUGGACAUGAGAAACAACUGACAUCCAACGGAGUCUCGUAUGCGUGUGGUCCCUGAAUGUAUGCGUGUGUGACUGAUUCAUAUUUGACGCUGUAGUGUUCUUGAUCCCAUCGAUUCCUGGGUAAACGUGAAUGCCUUGCACAAGAAUAAAUUCAAAGUAAUUUC
This is a messenger RNA of Betta splendens (Siamese fighting fish), 4005 nucleotides long. It is a transcript of the gene agpat2, whose product is annotated as 1-acylglycerol-3-phosphate O-acyltransferase 2 (lysophosphatidic acid acyltransferase, beta). Gene Ontology annotation, cellular component: endoplasmic reticulum; membrane. The transcript has 6 exons. The record is from RefSeq and is a predicted model, not a curated record. Gene Ontology annotation, molecular function: 1-acylglycerol-3-phosphate O-acyltransferase activity. The coding region runs from base 391 to 1407 and encodes 338 amino acids. Gene Ontology annotation, biological process: phosphatidic acid biosynthetic process. NCBI's taxonomy places the organism in Eukaryota, Metazoa, Chordata, Actinopteri, Anabantiformes, Osphronemidae.